This is a messenger RNA of Camelina sativa (false flax), 1959 nucleotides long. RefSeq names its product putative pectinesterase/pectinesterase inhibitor 33. The record is from RefSeq and is a predicted model, not a curated record. Gene Ontology annotation, biological process: cell wall modification. Gene Ontology annotation, molecular function: pectinesterase activity; enzyme inhibitor activity. NCBI's taxonomy places the organism in Eukaryota, Viridiplantae, Streptophyta, Magnoliopsida, Brassicales, Brassicaceae.
AUAGCCAAGAACUUCAAAGAAUGCUUAGAGGCAUCUUUCACAUUUGCCUCUUGGCCUCAUUUCUUCUUCUACCGUUCUCCUCCGCCGUACACCAUAGUGGCUUCACUGGUGGAACCGAUGCUCCUCCUCCGUGGGAUCAUAAUGUUACCCCACCACCAGAAACCGCACCAUCCCCAACCCCCACCUCGAGUUCCCCUACCGCUUCACCGCCAUCUCCCGGACCGGUGGCUCCACCGGCUCCUUCUAAUAACGGCUCUGUCUCCGGCGACAUGACAUGGUGGUGCAACAAGACUCCACACGCUGAGACAUGCAAUUACUACUUCAGGAAGAGCUCACAGAAUAACAUCAACCGACCACCAAGGUUCCGGUCCGAGUUCUUACGAAUGCUUGUCAAGAUAGCACUUGACCAAGCCGUGAUUACACACAGUCAAACUGUUAAGUUCGGACCAAGCUGCACCAACAACCAAAGGAAGGCCGCUUGGUCAGACUGCGUACACCUCUUCCAAAACACAGUGGCUCAGCUGAACCGAACGCUCAAGGGACUUAACCCGGCGGCGUUAAAUGAUGUCAAGUGUACGGACUUCGACGCACAAACAUGGCUCAGCACGGCUCAGACCAACAUCGAGACAUGCCGUUCCGGAUCCGAGGAUCUUAACGUCUCAGAUUUCGUCAUGCCGGCGAUCUCCAACAAGAACUUGUCAGAUUUAAUUGGAAACUGCUUGGCCGUCAAUGGAGUUCUCAUGAAGCAACAUAAUCAUACGACUGCAAACCACAAAGAAUACUUCCCAAGCUGGGUCUCAAGACACGAGAGACGUUUGAUCGUAUCAGCCUCUUUAGCGAAAUCGAGGCCACACCUAGUGGUAUCACUAGACAGGUCCGGCCAUUUCCGGUCAAUACAAGCUGCCAUAAACUUCGCAGCAAGAAGGAGAUACAAGUCAAGAUUUGUCAUAUAUGUGAAGAAAGGUGUUUACAGAGAGAACAUCGAUGUUGGCAACGAUAACCACAACAUCAUGCUCGUCGGCGACGGUGAGAGAAAAACAAUCGUCACCAGUGGCCGAAGCGUCCAGCACGGUUACACCACCUAUAACUCUGCAACCGCCGGCUUUGGAGGCCAAAGGUUUGUAGCAAAAGACAUGACAUUCAUCAACACGGCAGGGCCAUUACGCGGCCAAGCUGUGGCGGUUCGAUCAUCCUCUGACCUCUCUGUUUUCUACCGAGUCGGUAUCCAUGGAUUCCAAGACACUCUCUACAUCCACUCACAACGUCAGUUCUUUAGAGAGUGUUACAUCUCAGGCACCAUCGACUUCAUCUUUGGAAAUGCAGCUGUUGUGUUUCAAAACUGCAUGAUUGUUGUCCGAAGACCCCUCCAUGGCCAAGCCAACAUUAUAACCGCUCAAGGUCGGGGUGACCCUUUCCAGAACACAGGCAUAACCAUCCAUAGCUCAAGGAUAAUCGCGGCUUCUGAUUUGAGGCCUGUGAUUCGAUCGUACAAGACUUAUUUAGGCCGACCGUGGCAAGCUUAUUCGCGCGUCACAAUCAUGAAGACCUACAUAGAUAACUCGAUCAGUCCCUUGGGAUGGUCUCCUUGGUUAAGAGGAUCCAAUUUUGCUCUCAAUACUGUUUUCUAUGGAGAGUACAAAAAUUUUGGGCCGGGGUCUUCCACAAGAUGGCGGGUCCGUUGGAAAGGAUUCCACGCCAUAACGAGCACCGCAGUUGCUUCUCGGUUUACCGUCGGAAGCCUUAUCGCCGGCGGUUCAUGGUUGCCAGCCACUGGCGUGCCUUUCAAGUCAGGGUUGUGAGGAGAGUCACCUUGUCCUGUAUACCAAAGACUAAACAAUGUGUUGUGUGAAUGUGAUCUUUGUUUAUUUAUUACUGAUUUAUUUAUCUCUUUUUUUUUAUUACAUUAUUUUCAACCAAAAACAUUCUAAUUAUAGAGACAUUGGUCUACAACAUAUCUGA